CUUUUCCGUCGUGCAACCCAGCAAGUGCACGAGGAGACGAUGAAGCUCUAUGUGCAAGGCAUGGCGGUCGUCGCUGCAGUGGCUUCACUGGUGAGUCCAGUGGAUGCCCUUAGUGAAGAUUGGAUUGGCGACGUGAUGAAGCAGACCUUCCCGGACAUGCCGAGUGUGAUGAGCGUAGUCCUGACUAAGCCCGAUCCGUGUGAGGUCGCGGUGACGUCGCUCACCAAGCCACGCAAGGACGAGGACAUGUUUGACAAGAUUUUUGAAAGCCUCUUCCCGGCGCACCGCGCGUGCCGCGGCCAGCUUAUGUUCUCCCAAGUCGAGGAGGAAGAGUGCAUGGCGAUCCAAAGUUCGCCCUCGAUCGAGGACAUGCUGGCGCACGGAAUCACGUCGCCUCCGCUUGUGUGCGGCUGGCGCCAAUUCUGGGUAGAAGCUGCUGACGACACGGCGCCGUUUAACUCGUGCGAGCUGUGCGAACGCUCGGUGGCCAUGAUUGAAAACACCUUUGACAAGCAAGAAUUAGCGCUUGAGGUGGUCGAGGAAGCCCUCAAGCUGUUGUGCGAGUACCUUCCAUCGUCGUCGAAGUGCAACGUUAUCUUGACUCGUCUGAACGACAUUGUCAAGUGGCUCAAGGAAGGCUUGAGCCCCAAGCACAUUUGCCAAAAAAUCUCCAUGUGCAAGCAGACAUUGCCGCGUCUGACGGCUGCGGCCAUUACCUCCACGCCAUCGUCGCAUCUUCGCGCGUCUCCCGAGCGCGACGAGCUUUGUGCGAUCUGCCGGGACAACACGAACGCCAUGCACUCGUUGAUCGGCAUGCCCCAUGGCCUCAAGUUGUACAAGGACGGGUUGGACGCGGUGUGCGCGCACGCUGCCGAGUCGAAAGCGUGUCAAUUCAUGUCGAGUCAUUUCGCCUCGUUGGCCAAGCAAUUGAAGCAAGGCGACGAUGUCCUCACAACCUGCCAAAAGGUCCGCGCAUGUGUGUCCGAGACAGCGAUCGCGGCCGCCGCGCCGACGUUCCUGGGCUGCGUUUAUUGCGAAUUUGUCGGCCAAGUUGUGACGUCGGCGCUGCACCAAGGGGGUGCCGACACGCUGCCAGUGGUCAAGGAAGGCCUCGACGGUCUCUGUUCCAACCUGCCACCUCAAGCCCAGUGCUCGGCGAUGGACCAACACUUUGACGAAUUGGCCGACCUGAUGGGCCAGGGCAAGACCCCGAAGGAUGGCUGCGAGGCCGUGCGGAUGUGCGCGCCGGUCGAGAAGGGAGCGUUAGUGGUGGGCCGCCCGCCGUCGGCCGAGGCGAAACCCGCCCAUUUCCUGGCCAUUCUGGACCAACUUGUCGAGCAACUGGGCUCGCCUACUUAUGACGUGGCGCAUUAUGUGGGCUGUUCGACCUGCGAACAUGUGGCGUAUGCGAUCCAGCGCGUGGAGAAAUCGCACAAGGCGUCGUUGCCCAAGUUGAAGAAGGCUAUUUCCACAUUGUGCCGCUUUUUACCACCUUGCACCAAGUGCCGAGACAUUGCCGCCAAGUUUGACGAGUUGGACGCGCUCUUGAACAAGGGCGACCAGGCCAAACCGGCGUGCAUCGAGCUCGGAUUCUGCAUCCCAGAAGUGGAACCUGCCGAGAGCAGUAGUAGCAGUAGCCAUCUUGUGGACGAGGCCUUGAAGCAACUGGAAGCGCGAGUGAACGACAAGGCGAUGAUGGUGGCCCAGUCUGGGCAUGCCGACAUAUUGGGCUGUGUGAUGUGCCAGUCGACGGGAGAGGUCAUUGCUCAAGUGGCCAAGUACUCGAAAGAUGCGAUGCCGUUGCUCAAGAUUGGCAUGGAAACGUUGUGUACGCGCCUGCCCGCGGAAGCCAAAUGCGCAAAGGUGCUGGGGGCAUUUGAUCAACUGGCCCAGCUGAUUGAAGUCGGCUCGUCGCCGUUGGACGCGUGUGUGCAUGUGCAGCUGUGCGACAAGGUGGCUGCUUCAUCUGAGACGGUGGUGGAGCAAGCACUGCACAAGAUAGAGUCGACAGUGUCCACGUGGACUAAAGGAGACGACGUGACGUGUGAAAUGUGCGAGGCGGUCACGGCCACGAUCAUGUCGAUUGAAAAAGUGAACAAGCAGUACCUGAUGGCAUUCAAGCUUGGCCUUGGCGUGCUCUGUGAUCGAUUCCAAACCCCACAGUGCAUUCACGUGAUGCCUGAAUUUGACCAUUUGGUCGAGUUGGUCGAGAACGGCAAGGACUUUGUGGAAGCGUGCCACGUGGCCAAACUGUGCGAAGCGACCAAAACUGGGCCUGGCCCACUGGGACAUUUGAAGGACGUGAACGGCUUGGAAUCGCAGGUCCAGAGCUGGCUGACGCACACGCCGAGCCACGAGAGCUCGGACGUGCUGAGCUGCGUGUUUUGCGAGUACACGGGGCUGGUAAUUGCCAAAGUGGUGGCGUACGACAAGAGCGUGGUGCCGUUUGUGAAGCAAGGUAUUGACACGUUGUGCUCGCGGCUGCCCAUGGAAGCGCAGUGCGAGGCGGUGGUAGCCCAGUUUGAUCCGCUCGCGAAACUGAUUGAAGACGGCGUGGCGGCGCCCGACGCGUGUGCCAAGGUGCACUUGUGUGGCCCCCCGACCAAGCAGAUUGCGACGACGUCAAACGGGUUUGUGCAGAGCCAGCUGGGCGACUUUGCCGUCAAAUUGCACGCCAGGGAGGAAGCUACCACCCGCCGCCCAAAUGACAUUUUAACGUGUUUGCUGUGCGAAGACGUGUCGCAGCUGAUCAAAGUCGUGACCAACUACGACAAGGACGUGGUGCCGCUGCUCAAGACGGGCCUCCAAGCGCUGUGCUCGCAAGUGCAGCAGCUGCAAGCGCAGUGCAACACGGUGGUGGGCAAGUUUGACGCACUGGCGGCGUUGGUGGAAGGCGGUACAGACCCGUCGGAAGCAUGCUUCAAGACGCACUUGUGUGCGCUCGGCAAGCUGGCGACGUUGGACUUGGAAGCCCAGGUGGCGUCGCUGGUGAACCACGUCGCAGAUGUGGGCUCGGACGAAGGGUGUCUGUUUUGCCAGUACGCGUCCGAGUCGAUUGGGACGGUGAUCAAGAUGGACAAGCACCAGCUGCCGUUGGUGCGCGAAGCCAUUGGCGCCAUGUGCUCGAUCCUGCCGCCGUCGGUGCACUGUGAUGACGUGAAUGAACACUUUGAAGACUUGGCCAAGUGGUUGGAAGGUGGGUCCACGGCGCUGGACGUGUGCCACCGUAUCGCAGUGUGCAAAGUGGCCACCCACCAGCAGCAGCCUGCGGUCCUGCAAAUGCAACAAGUGAUUGACGACCUCGUGGCCGACGAGUAAGUAGGUGCCGUGAUACUGGACGCGUGGCCCCACGUGAUAACGAAAUAAACAAACAUGAUUUGGGUUUUACCUUAGCUGAGA
Aphanomyces astaci is the source of this 3399-nucleotide messenger RNA. RefSeq lists its product as hypothetical. The transcript is spliced from 6 exons. Lineage: Eukaryota; Oomycota; Saprolegniomycetes; Saprolegniales; Verrucalvaceae. The record is from RefSeq and is a predicted model, not a curated record. The coding region runs from base 40 to 3318 and encodes 1092 amino acids.